CUACGUGCACGAGGUGCAGCCUAAGGACAAAACAAGCCAAUCUGAAAUAAUUUCUUAGAUAUGUAGGUGACACACAUAAUGUGAGUAAGCAGAUUAAAGCGUGCUUACUGUCCGUAGAGUUAAUGUAAGCAGCGCGUGCAGCAGCAGGGAGGUGAACUUGAGUGAGUGGAGACGCCCACACAGACUGAAGACGCGCUAUAAAACACGAGUGUCAGUGGGGAUCCUUUACAACCUUCAAGCCACCAUGAAGCAGCCACACGGAUCCAGACAUGGGAAAUACUCUGCACGGGACCUCGACGUGUUGGACUUUAUCAAAAGGAAACAUGAGUUCUGAUCUUAAAGAAAAGAUGUUUUUUCAUCUGUUUGCGAACUUUGCUGAAAUUGUUUCAUAGAGCCUUUUUUGUGGAGUAUCUCUGGAUAUCUGUUUGACGUGGAAAAGUAUCUUCUGUGGGUUUUUUUCAGCUGGACUGAGACUGCAGUGCCUCCCUAAACUAUGGACCUCAGGAGCUCCAGAGUUCAGUGAUGUUCGCUCUGAGCCACUACAACUCUUCAGCCUCCCCGCUCCUCGCUCGUUUCUCUAAUGACAGCGGAGGGAAGAUGGAGGCCAGCGUGGCUUUCGAGGGUCUGCAGAAGGGGAACCGUACCUUGGUGCAGCCCACCACCAGCGGAGUCAUUGUGGUCGUAUUGUCCAUGACCCUGGGCAUCAUCUCCAACAUUGUGGCUCUCUUCAUCCUGGUGAAUGCCUACGCCCUGCAGCGGCGGCGCACCAAAGCUUCGUUCCUUCUGUUUGCCACUUCACUUGUGAUCACAGACUUCAUUGGCCACGUGAUCCCCGGCGCCCUGGUUCUCCGACUCUACCUCUCUGGAGGCGUGCACCCCGUAGACUUCAGCUCCUCUGACACCAUGUGUCAGUUCCUGGGCGGCAGCAUGGUGUUCUUCGGCCUGUGCCCCCUCUUCAUGGGCUGCGCCAUGGCCGCCGAGCGCUGCCUGGGUGUCACGAAGCCUCUGCUGCACUCGUCCCUGGUAACCAAAACCCGCACCAAGAUCUGCCUGUCUGUCAUCUGGCUGGCGGCUCUGUGUGUGGCCCUGCUGCCCUGCUUCCAGCUGGGCUCCUACACCUACCAGGAGCCAGGGACCUGGUGUUUCAUUAACGUGCUCAGUGACACUCGGGAGGUGGACGUGGCGUUCGUGGUGCUCUUCUCUGGACUCGGUCUGACCUCUCUGGCUGUGGCGCUGGUGUGUAACACCAUCAGUGGACUGACGCUGGUGCUGGCUCGGCUCCGGAGGCAGCCCGGCUCACAUCACUCAGCCAAGUCCCACGACAUAGAGAUGGUGGUGCAGCUGGUCGGCAUCAUGGUCACCUCAUGUAUCUGCUGGAGCCCUCUGCUGAUGUUCGGCCUGAUGUCGGCGAUCCGCUCCUACACAGGAUCCAUCGGGGAGAUAGAUUUACCCAGCUAUAAAACCCUGAUGGUGAUGGGCGUGAGGCUGGCCACAUGGAACCAGAUCCUCGACCCCUGGGUCUACAUCCUGCUGCGGCGCACCGUUCUCCGCAAAAUCUACCUCAUCGCUAAGUGCCAGGCAGGACUGAGGGGCAAUAUAUUAGGCCGCUGGGAGCCCACGUCUUUUCCCAGCUCCGAGAAGAAUGAAGUCAACCACGUUUAAGCUGAGAGAAAGACUUUGUCACCAGGUCAUUGAACUCACCACGACUCACUUGCCAUUUAGAAGCAUGUGGAAGGAACUGUGGCUGUGAUAGUGGAGCCAAUUUCAUGGCUGGUCCACUUUAUGAAUGCUUCAACGAUCCAUUGAAAAUAUCUCUUUCAUACUCUGUCAAAGUUUACCAGUGACUUCAAUGUCUGACCUUACAAAUGGAAGCUAGCUAUGCUAUAAUUUUGCACAUAACGUUUCUACUGUUUACUUAUAAUAAGUGAACAUUCCUUAUUCUUAUUGUACUCAUUUGGGAACUCAUAGUAACAAAGGGCAGAAAGAGGUGGGAGAACAGUACGGCUCUACAAAGUCUAACUGCAGUAACUACAUUUGAGUGAAAUUGAGUUAUAACUAAAAAUGAACUCCUUGUUGUCUGUUUUAUCUUGUUGACUAAAGAUUUCGAUUUCAAUUUUGCUCUAUUUCAGAGAAAUAAUGAUGUAAAAAUUGCAGUAACUACAAAAUCCAACUUAAAACCAAAACAAACCGCAGUAAUUGCACUUAACACGGUCUGAUUUG
Molecule: messenger RNA, 2220 nt
Organism: Centropristis striata (black sea bass)
Lineage: Eukaryota; Metazoa; Chordata; Actinopteri; Perciformes; Serranidae
Product: prostaglandin E2 receptor EP1 subtype-like
Exons: 3
Coding region: 523-1662 (379 amino acids)
Biological process (GO): adenylate cyclase-activating G protein-coupled receptor signaling pathway; inflammatory response; positive regulation of cytosolic calcium ion concentration
Cellular component (GO): plasma membrane
Molecular function (GO): thromboxane receptor activity; prostaglandin E receptor activity
Source: RefSeq, a predicted model, not a curated record